This is a messenger RNA of Dracunculus medinensis (Guinea worm), 519 nucleotides long. The record is from the annotation of a GenBank genome assembly. Lineage: Eukaryota; Metazoa; Nematoda; Chromadorea; Rhabditida; Dracunculidae.
AUGCCGCUGAAAAAUGCUCAAAGAUCAUUUUUGAAGGCAAAAGAGCUAAGACGGCAAAAAGCUUUGAGAGCAGUGGAAGAUUCGCAUUUACCAUUUUCCAAGGAUCGAGUGCCAACUAAUAAACACCAUUUGAGGCGGUGCAUCAGUGCUGAAACAUCUGAAUGGAAAGGAAAAAAUACGUUUAAGGCCUCCGCUAUCCCAUUAGCCAUUUAUUUUCCUCCUUAUAAAAAUGAACAUCUUGUGUCAAUUAGAGCAAAAGAAAGAGCGGAGAGAUCAUCGAAUCUGCUAAAAUCGAGUCGCUCUCCUCCUGGAUUGCAGGAACAUGCGAUUCGUUCAAAAGUUCAACACAAUAUUCGACAUGGAAGACUUUGCGCAACUCAAAUCAAACCAGUACCGGAUUUUAAAAAGUUGCAUCAACAAAUGUCAGAAAAAUUGGAAAAUGCUAAAAAUCGACCUUCGACCAUCAUUACACCAUUUCGUUUCAAAACAAAUGAAAGAAUUCGUCAGCAUCACGUAUGA